Messenger RNA from Fulvia fulva, 861 nucleotides. RefSeq lists its product as uncharacterized. NCBI's taxonomy places the organism in Eukaryota, Fungi, Ascomycota, Dothideomycetes, Mycosphaerellales, Mycosphaerellaceae. The record is from RefSeq and is a predicted model, not a curated record. The transcript has a single exon. Bases 1 to 861 code for a protein of 286 amino acids.
AUGGGCAGCAUGCCCUACAACCACUUCAACUCCAUCUCCUACCUUCCCGACGGCCUCUAUCCCCGUGGUAAUGGCACAUCCCGCGAACGACAAGAAGGCUCACGAAGGUUUGUAGACAGCGCCAUGGAUGGCGAGCCCGCCCCGCCAUCUAUGGACAGCUCCAACUUCGACGUCCUCGAAUGGCACCCCGCCUACCAGUCCUGCCAGCGCUUCUUCGUCGACCAUGCACAGUUUGAGCCCGCGACACAAGCCGUCUGCGCGCUGAUCAAUAUCCGCCUCCCAUUCCAAUGGUUGACGACACCCAUCACAUCAUCAGGAACACCACCGUCCACUUCCCGCGGCCCGCAAACGAGCUCCAAUUUCGACUUCAAUGCCUUCUCCCGCCAACAACGUGAAGGAGGCCGCAGUCCCUAUGGCCAGCGAGGGCCCGACGCACCACCUACCUUCGUCUCCCCCAUCCCCUACAUCCGCCGCCUCGUCGUAACCGGCUUCGACAAGCCCGCGAUCCUGCACGGUUUCUUCGGCGACGAGUACGUCAAAGGCGCCAUGCCUCAUGUUGAGUGCGAGCGACGGAACUACCUCUUCGCGGCGAAACAUGGAGGGUGGAGGAGUUGUAAGAAACAGUAUGACAAUGGUAGUGGAGGGGGUGGGGAUGAGACUGUGCCGUUUAUGAAGCCGUUGGAUGAGGCCAAGAUGGAGGAGUUGACGGCGGCGGAGAAGGCGUGGAGUAGUUGGCUGGCAAUGGAGGAUUGGAUGGUGGGACCGAGGGCGCCGGAGGAUGAUGAGGCGCCGAGGAUGCAUAGUAACAGGCCUGGGUACCCGCAUGUGAGGGAUGGGGGUGGUAUGCCGGAUGGGAUCUGA